UGGGCGUUGGCGGGGCGGAGGGCCACGGCGGGGGUGGCCACAGCAGAGCCCUGCAGCGUGGCUGGGUCCCUGUCCCUGAAGCAGAGAAGCCGCGCUGGGCCCACGAGGCAGCUGUCCCAUGCUCCGCUGAGCACGGCCGGUGCCAUGCCUCUGCGACUCCUCCUGCUGCUGGUCCUGCUGGGCCUCGGCCUCGGGCUGCCGGAGAGCCAGGGGAAUGGGGACGAGGACGACUGGGGUGGGUACGAUGACGGGUAUGUCACGGACCCUCCGGAAAUGCUUGAAACUAUCACGGCGGCUGUGACCCCGAGGCCCGAGCGUCAGGCUGCGAUGGGAACGUUGGGGCCGAGAGAUUCUGCAGGGCCUGGUACCCCUGAGCCAGCCACUCUGGAGGCGACCACAGGGGACUCUGCUGGCCUGGAUGCCAGAGGAGCAACCCCUGGGAAGCUCAGCGUGGAACUGGCCACACAGGGGAUUCCUGUCACACCGGGCCCUCUGGCCACAGAACUGGGCACUACCAUCCCUCCCAUCACGGAGGCGCCAUCCACAGAGGGGGCUCCAUCCACAGAGCUGGCCACCGCAAAGGCCCUGCCCACAGAGCCACUGACCACGCAACCUGCAGCCACGGAGGCCCUGACCACAGAGCCACUGGCCACACACCCUGCAGCCACGGAGGCCCUGACCAUGCAUCCUGCAGCCACGGAGGCCCUGUCCACAAGCCCAGCAGCCACGGAGGCCCUGUCCACAAGCCCAGCAGCCACGGAGGCCCUGUCCACAAGCCCAGCAGCCACAGAGUCCCUGUCUAUGGAGUCCACGGUCACGGAGACCCUGUCCACAGAGCCGGCUACCACAGCAGCCCCUCCCACAGCGCCCCCUACCACAGAGACCCUGUCCAAGGAGCCAGGCACCAUGCAGGCGCUGUCCACAGCGGGUCUCUCCACGGCCCUCCUCGUGCUGCCUGACGCUCACGGGGGUGCCACCGUGGCCGCCACCGUGGCCGUCCGCAAUUCCUCGGACGCCUUCAUCAAACGGGGGAAAAGCAGCCAGGGCCUCUCCCCGCCCAGCUCCGCGCCCCCCAGCCUCACGCGGGGCCCGGAUUACAUGCCCGUGAAGCACUGCCUGCUGGCCAUCCUCAUCCUGGCGCUGGUGGCCACCACCUUCCUGGUGUGCACCGUGGUGCUGGCCGUCCGCCUCUCCCGCAGGAACCACAUGUACCACGUGCGCAGCUACUCGCCCACCGAGAUGGUCUGCAUCUCCUCCCUGCUGGCCGAGGGCGGGGAGGCGCCCGCCGUCACCGCCAACGGGAGCCUGCCCGCCGCCAAGGGCCCGGGCCUCAAGGAAGGGGCCGGGGAGGACCACAGCGGGGACGACCUCACCCUGCACAGCUUUCUCCCUUAGCGCCCCCGCCCACGCCCCUGGGCACGGCCCUGGCUCCUCGCUGCUCCCUCCGCGGCCUCCACCCAGCGCUCAGGCCCUGGGUCGCCUGUCGGGGCCUCCUCCGAGCCCCUGGGGGAGGGAUCCCUAGGGCAGGGCCCUGGCCACUCCACCAGGACCGAGGGCGGCCAGGGUUUGAGGCCUCUCCUUCCUCCUGGCCGCUGGAGUCUCAUUCCCACGAACCCAGGGAAGACUCAGGUGCCCUGCCCUCACCCACCGCUCUCGUCUCUGGUCGCCAAUCAUCAUGCAUGUGGGGGGUGGGUCCUGAGGAGCGUGGGGUUCCUGAGACCAGAGUGAGGUCUUUUUUUUUUU
Molecule: messenger RNA, 1743 nt
Organism: Eptesicus fuscus (big brown bat)
Lineage: Eukaryota; Metazoa; Chordata; Mammalia; Chiroptera; Vespertilionidae
Gene: SELPLG
Product: selectin P ligand
Exons: 2
Coding region: 145-1395 (416 amino acids)
Biological process (GO): hemopoiesis; leukocyte tethering or rolling
Cellular component (GO): plasma membrane
Source: RefSeq, a predicted model, not a curated record